UCCGGGGCCGCAAACGACUCUCAAAAAUCAAACAAACGAGGGCCUCGCGAACGCGGCCGACGCGGCAACGCUGGGAAGUGGGCGCCAGCGCCGCUCGAGGCUGCCGGUGGCGCGCCGCCGCCCGGGAAGCAGCCAUGGGCCGCAAAACCCCAGAACCCGUAAAACAGCCGAAGCCGAAAAAAACGCCGGACGACAAGCGGCUCAUCUCCUUCCGCAUCGCCCACGCCGUGGCGGACCCGGACGCGCGGCCCCCGCCGCGGUCGCCCCAGGCCGCGUCGCCCAAGACGCGGCGGUCGCCGUCCGCGUCGCCCGCGCGGCUGCCCAUCUCGGCCUCGUCUGAGUCCAAGGCGGCGCGCCGCGGCGCCGUGCCGCGGUCGCCGCCUCCUUUGCCGCCCGUGCGUUUUUCCGCGUCCUUCCACGCCUUCGGAGUCCCCACGUCGCGAGGACGAUACUUUCUGUCCAAGAUCUGAGAGAGAAAGAAGACAGAAGCGCAGCGUCGAUGGCGUGGAGGUGGACGUACAAAGUCAUCCGUGGCGUCGAUGGCGUUGGAGAGAGACGGAGCCAAGACGCGUAGACCUACGAUGGCGCGAAAAGUACACGAGGACGUGGAGAGAGACAGAGAGAAGCUACGCGUCGAUGGCGUUGGACAGACACGGAGACAAGACGCGAGAGACACACGUAGAGACAAAGACAAAAAACAAACACAGGUCACGGCCCUCAGCCAAGUAGUCGCCUUCGAGGUCGACGCAUCGGGCAGCGACGCCGCGCCGCCUAGAAGAAGGCGCUCCGCCUCCACCACUUCCGCGGCGUCGUCGACGGGCAUCCCGCCGUCGAAUUCCCAGACGUCGCUCGCGUCGUCGGCGUCGUCGACGCCCGGCAAAAAACCCUUAGCGGACGGCGGCCGCGCGUCGCCGCGGACGAUCGCCGCGCGCAACGCCGCGACGCAGUCGACGCCCCAGGACGACAAGGAGAACCCCGUCCGCGUCGUCGAGAAGCGCCUCGAGGCCGAGCGCCGCCUCACGGAAGCGUUACGAAGGGAGGUCGCCCUCCUCAAGGAGCAGGAGCGCGACGCGCGGCGCGACGCCGACGCCUGGCGCAAGGAAGCCGAGAAACUGCGGGACGAGGCCGCGCGGCACGCGGCUUCCGCGGCGGACGCGAGCCAAGGCUUAGAACGCGAGGCGGAGAUGGCCUGGCGCGAGGCCGAGACCUGGGUCGAGCGCGAGGAGGCCCUGGAACGGCGCGAGGCCUACGCGCACGAGAGCGCGCUCGGCGACGCUGAACAAAUCGCCGCGCCGUCGCCGCGGUCCUGGCCCUCGUCGGCGUCGUCGUCGAAAGGCCGGCGCCGGACGCACUUCGCGCCGGCGAGCCCGCCGCGCGGCCGCGACGAUGAUGAUGAUGACGAAUCCUGGGCCGUGGCCUUACAUCGCAACGCGGGCAAGGCCGAGGAGCCGCCAAAACAAAAGAAGAAGCCCAUGUCGCUGCACGAGAAGCUCUCGAGCCCGCGCGUUUUGCGGCGUCCUUUGCUGAUCGCGUCGACGGCGUGGGGAGAGACACGGCGUCGACGGCGAAAAAACAAUACUAAACGCAGGCACCGCCAGCCGCCGUCGCCCGCGGAACAGAAGCGCAAGCAGGAAGCCAGACAAGAAAGCGCCCGCCGGAACCGCGGCCGCCUCGAGCGCGAGCAGGCCGCGAGAUUGAGAGAAGCGGCGGAUAGAGUGAGGGACGUCCGCGCCACCAAAAACCUCUCGAAAUUUGAACGAGAAGCCGCGGCAGCCAAGCGCCACGGCGAGGCCGCUAGAAGACACGCGGCGCACCUCGAAGAGGUUCGGAGGCGCGCCACGAAGGAGUCGGACAAGGUCGGCGAGGCGGCGUUCGUCCACGAGCUCGGGCUGCGGGGCCACGCGGCAGACCUCAAAAGGCGAUUGGAGGCCAUGGAGGCGAGGAUCGACGAAGCGCGCGACCGGCGGCGCGACUUACUCGCGGACAAAGAGUCGAAAAGACGCGAUAGAGAGCGGGCGCACCGCGAGCACGUGGGCACGCAGCGCAUCGAACGGGCCGAGCUGGCAGCCGCGCGCUGGGACAAGCUCCAGUCGCGGUUGGAAGCGGUGGAAAGGAGACGCGCGGCGCGCAUGGACGCGUUGGGCGACGCGGCGCGGCGCCGCGACCAGCGCGCCGCGGCGGCGGCGUCGCGCGUGGCGGCGGCGGCCGCGCGGCCCAAGGCCGGGCCGCCUCCAUUGGCACGCGCGGCCGAGGCCGCGGCCGCCGCCGACGCCGCCGACGCGGCCGCGGCGGCCAAGGCCGCGCUGGCCCGCGACGAGCCGCCGCCGCCGCCGCCCGUCGUCGUGGCGCCGAAGCCCGCGGCCGCGGCGCCGCCGCCGCAGCAGCCGCCGAAGCGCCGCCGCCGCCGGCGCACGCGGAGCGGCGGCGCCGAGAUGGCCAAGCCGCUGGACGCGGGCCCGGGCGCGGCCGCUGCCGCCGCGGCGCGCCUGCUGGCGGACGCCUGGGCCGGCGACCGCGACCACGACGGCGACGGUAGUCCAGAAGCGAUCUUCGCGAAGCGCGUCGCCGCGGCGGCGAACGCGGCGAACGGCGGCAAGCCCCUCGAUGCGGAUUUCAAAGACCGCGUCGCGGGCGCCGCGAACGACGCCGCGGCCUGGGCCCUCGCCAAGUACGUGCGCGAGGACGCGUCCCCGUCAUCAAAAGAGUGCUGCCUGCCGGCCUGCGUCUGCCUCGCGGCCGCUUUAGGUGACGACCCUUCAAGAUUAUCGGCGUUGGACGAUGCCGUCCUGGACUUAGCAAGAGACGUCUGCCUCAAGUCGGCCUGCAAGCAGCACAACGACGUCGCGACGGCGGCGCUGGCUUGCGUGGCCGCCGCGUGCACGGCGGGGCCCGCGCCGGGUUUUGUCGAGCGGGGCGCGGGCGGCGCCGUCGUCGCGUCCUUGGUCGAGGCGUGCCUCGCGCCGGACGGCUCUCUCCUAACACCGUCGGCGGCGGCCGUGGCCGGCGAAGGUUUGAAAGCCCUGAACGCGAUGGCGAGGACGGAUCGCGAGGCGGUCUGCGAGGCGGUCUUCGCGGCGCAGGAACUGAGACCCCAGUUAUUGCACCUCUGCGACGUGCUCUUCUCAUGUUUACACGUGGGCGGGCCCUUCCAGCGGACGGCGUCGGAUGGUUUAGAUGCCUUGGUCGAGUUGGUGGGUCAUCUCGCAAGGCACGACCAGGAGUGCCUGCUCUGGGCGUCUCCAUCCAGACCGGCGCUCAUGGAGCGGUUGGUCAAAUUGCCGAUCCGCUACUUUUCUUCAUCUUCUGGAAUGAACGCGCUCUUCCCGACGCUGGCCGCGGCGUGCGUGGGCAACGACCGCGUCUCGGCCAAGGCCGCGGAAGAUGUCGGUUUAGGUGCGGUCGCGGACUACGUCCGCGGCGCGUCCUCAAAUAAGACGGCGGCGGAGGCGCUGCGCGGCCGCCUGCCCGAGGCGGAGUGGGCCGCGGCGGCUGCUUAUCUGGAUAGGGUCGGCGACGCGGGGUCGCUAGACUAAAAGUUUUGAAAAGCAAACAUUUACUA
This is a messenger RNA of Pelagomonas calceolata, 3559 nucleotides long. Lineage: Eukaryota; Pelagophyceae; Pelagomonadales; Pelagomonadaceae. The record is from the annotation of a GenBank genome assembly.